Arabidopsis arenosa is the source of this 3453-nucleotide messenger RNA. Lineage: Eukaryota; Viridiplantae; Streptophyta; Magnoliopsida; Brassicales; Brassicaceae. The record is from the annotation of a GenBank genome assembly.
UCAUCACAUUAUCAUUAAUUAUUUUGGCAAUGACGAGUAAAAGUGUAAGCAAGAAGAAUGCUGGGAAAACGACGGCGACAAAAAGUGUCAGCAAUAAUCAUGCGCCGUCACCGAAUCAGGAAGCAGCAGCACUGAGGACUUCUCAUGGGGGAACAAAAACGCAAAACACAGUCGUGCGUGCCAAGUCAGGGUGGGAUAAGAAAACUUGGAUAGUACUUAUGCUCAUGAUAACUGGAGUAAUUAUGAUUUGGAAGAUCGACGAGGGUUCGCUUUACAAUCUUCGCACGCUCCUAUAUUUGACGUCACUCCAGAGCUGGUCGUUGAGGUUAGGAGCGUUUUACGGGCUUACGGACUCUAUACGAUUCAGUAUCAGGAUGUCAAUAAUGGGUUUAGAAGUUCCUUCUUCUAUUGCGUCUUUGAUGAAGAUAAGGUUUCCAGAGUUAACCAUUCUAAUCGGACUGAGAGAUUUUCUAGAGGAGAUGGUGAAGUACACACUUGAUUACCGCGUAGAAUUCGAUUUAGGGCUUACCCGUGAUUUUUGCUCUGGUCUUCUUUCCGGCGAAUCAAUUAUUAUUCCCGACGGUGAAGGAAUCGAAUCUUCUCCCCACGCUUUGCUACACCGAUUUUUCGAUACUGUAGAAGCAUUUGCAGUUUCGUUGGGGAAGGAGAGAGAAGAUGAGUGGAGCAAGCUGAUGAAUCUUUUGGGUUCCGAGUCAGUCAAUGACUUGAAGGAUAUAGCUUGCGAGCUUCACGUUCAAGAGCCCUUAUUCUCUAUCAUGAAAGUCCAUAUGGCUUUGCUUCCCCUGACGGUUAUUUCGACUUUCCCUCGCUACGACGCUACCGGUUACAUGUUUGUUUGGGAGGUGGUUUUGGUGCGUGUGUGUUUGAUGGCGAAUCCUCCCUGGACAAACGAAGAGAUGAAUCAUCAUAAAGCCUACUCCGGCAACUUGACGACGCCGACGGAGAGCUCAUCGUUGAAAAGCCAAUCGGGAAUCGCCAUGAAUUGGACCUCUGAAGAAGACGAACGUCUGGUUCAACUCCUUGAUAGUUAUUCGUCGGAAUCGAGUGGUGCUAUUACACGUUACUCGAAAAUCGCGGCAGGUUUUGAGAAUAAGACCAUCAGGGACGUUGCUAAGAAGAAAGAAAACGCUAAGAGAAGAAAGGAAGAUCACAAUGGAUUGGGAAGAGCCAGAGUUGACAAUAAGGAGAUUAUUGAUAUGGUGGUGGCUUCACAAGUGUUUCAACCAUCUCAACAUGGGGUUGAGAACGAGCUUCUUAAACAGAAUGAGCAAUGGUUCAAUCAGAUUUGUGCAAAUUCCACAUCCUUAAGCCUCACAGAAAACAUGGACCUUUUCAGCAAAAUCCGGGAGAACAUCAUUAGCCUUAUCAGAAAACUGAGAGAUUGCCUAGAGGAGAUGGUGAAAUUCACACUAGAUUGCCGUGUAGAAUUCGAUUUAGAGCUCACCGAUGAUUUCUGCUUUGGCCUUCUUUGCGGCGAAUCAAUUCUUCUCGACGGUGAACGAAUCGAAUCGUCUUCCCACGCUUUGCUACACCGAUUUGGAGGUGUUCCUGAUUAUCCCUUGUACAAGCUUCUUGCUUUAGGUCUGUUGAAAUCAAUUGAUUUUGGUUCUGUCUGUGGAACCUUUGAGAAUAUUUCGUUGGGGAAGGAGGUAAUCUGGUUGAAGGAGAGAGAAGAUGAGUGGAGCAAGCUGAUAAAUCAAAAGGGUUCUGAGUUAGUCAAUGCCUUGACGGAUGUAGCUUGCGAGCUUCACGUUCAAGAGCCCUUAUUCUCACUCAUGAAAGAUGGCAUCAAAACAGUUGAAGCAAGGUGUUUUGAAGCAGAGUAUGAUAGAAUUCGGCGAAGAGGUUCAAUGAUUAUGAUAAAUAAAUGUCUAAUGUUUGAAGUUCUGGAAGUUCACCAAUAUCCAUCCUUUUACGAGCUGUUGAAAGCCGAGAGUUCAGAGAAAGUGUUUCCUGGUACUAAAACAGUGGAAGAAGGUAUGCAAAUGUUUAGGAAGUUGUAUGAUAUGGAUCAAGAGAAUUCCAAUGGUGUUGUGGCAAUCAAUCUCAGUAAAUCAGUUGUCCAGCCUUGUGUUGCUUUGGCUCACAUACUGUCUGGCUUGAGUUACACUGGCGUUCAAAACCUUCUUGGUCUUUCUCACACAACUGGAUCCAUUUUUCAUGCUCUGCCUCCUCCAAGAUCGAUGCUACUCUCUUCAUUCAUGCUUCCAUAUAAGCCAAAGAUAAAAGGUUCUAGAUUGAGCCAUGGAGCUAGAGCAUUAGCCAAGCAUGUUGAUCGAAGUAGUGAUGGAUUUUGGGGUGUUCUUCAGGGAUCUGAUUCAGAUAAAAAUAAGUGUGCGAUGGACAUUAUCAAUCGGUUCAUUGGCCAUUGUUGUUGGAUGAACAUACAUAUUGUUCCACCACACGGGGAAGUGUUCGAGAUAAGAGUAACUCAAGGCUAUGGAGCACGUUGGUCUCGAGAUGGAACCAAAUUCAUUGGAUUUCUUGAGCCUUACAUGGAGGAUGGUCACUCCAUGGCCUGGAAGCAUUAAGACCAGACCUGAAAACAUCUCUGUGUCUCUAGGACUUCGUAAACUUUCUCUUGUAGCUGAAUCGUUUUUUCUUUCGACAAGUGUAAAUUUGUAAUGUUCAUUUUCUUGUGACAAUAAAAUUAAUUUCUUUUUUCUAAGUAAAGAUUUCGUGGUUGAUCUUGUUAUGAUUAGCCGAUUAGGGUAUGAAAAGAAUGAAACGAAAAUAUAAGGGACCAAAGUGUAAGACACACUGUAAAAUUGGGAAAAACUGUGAAGGGACUUUCAAGCGAUUAUAUGAUUGGGCCUAGAGCCCAUUGUUUGAUAAAUAGUCAAGAGGGUAAAUCUGGAAUUUCAAGUUUACGAAUUAGGGCUUCUUCUUGAUACAAGUUUCAAAUCUCUUUAUAUCCUCGCGGCGGUGAAUUUUCUCGAGUCUCUCUGUGGACGGCGGCUAGUUUCAACCAACAGAUCCGAUAAUGCCUAAGCAAAUCCACGAGAUCAAGGACUUCCUUCUGACAGCUAGAAGGAAGGAUGCACGAUCUGUGAAGAUCAAGAGAAGCAAGGAUAUUGUCAAGUUUAAGGUCAGAUGUUCGAGGUACCUCUACACUCUUUGCGUCUUUGACCAAGAGAAAGCCGACAAGCUUAAGCAGUCUCUUCCUCCAGGUCUGAGUGUGCAAGACCUUUGAAGAUGAAGCAAACUUCUUCUGCAGAUUGGAGUUCCUUUGGUGAAGAAUCUUUUGCAUCAUCUUAUAAUUUUCUUAGGAGAGUUUAUUUUGUGUCGUUAAAUUUAUGUUCAGACUUUUCCAGUUUGAUUGUGUUUUGGAUUUGAUUCAGUUUGAAAAACCAAAUACGUUCUCAACUCUGAAUUCAAUUUGGAUUUUUGUGAUCAGACGGCUUUCUCUAUCAUUAAAUUACAAUCACAUUC